CGUUUAAUCGCGUUUUUAUGCUGGCACUCGCCAGGAAAAGACGAAACUGAAAAUUGCGAUUUUUCAAAUGCGGAAAUCGAGAUUGAACACUAUUGAACUUUGAAUUUGUUAAAAAUAUUGGUUGGUGAUGGCUGAAAUUCUAAACGGCAUUGAUUCAAGUGGUGUUAGCCUAUAAAGUGCAUAAACAGCGAAGUUUUUAGCUCCUUUGGUUCUAAACUUAUCAAGUGCAGAAGACAAACUUGUACAAUAGCGUUUUUGCAAGAAUCAGCCAAUUUUACAAAUUUGAUUGUUUAAUUUUUACAAGUAUGGUUAGUCAAAGAAAAUAAAUUGUUACUUUGACUCGUUACUAAGUGCAUAAAGUAGGAAACUUCAAGAAAACUCCUUGAGGUAAAAAUAGUGAAGGUCAUUGAUCGCGCAUUAGUUUGGUGGAAACUACAGAGCGAGCACGUUUGUAACUAUGCGUUUAAAUUCGUGUAUUUUUCGCUUCAGCUGCAGGCUCCAAUCGAACUUUCGCCUUUAAAAAAACCGUGAAAUUGGCAACUUUUCAGAAAAAUUGCACGUGAAUAUAUAAAACCGAUUCCAAGUCAUUUGCCACCCGGUAUGAGCGGUGCCAACGACUUGAUUAUCGACUACUCAAAACGCGAUAAUUACACAACCCGAACGAAAUAUUGAAGUUCACUUGAUCAAAAUGAACGAGAACGUUCUCCUGGAUCAAGUUUUGGACUUUUACAGUCAAAACGACUGGAGGAAAGUGUUGCGACUGAACGAAACAUCCGAAUGCAAAGAGGCCCGCAAACUGCUCUGGGCGUGGCCUAGUGAAGACAAUAUGCUGUUCCUCAAAAAGGCCUUGGAGGAAUAUGGCCUUAAAGGUGUCGCAUCUAUGGGAUGUGGAUGCGGGCUUUUGGAGUGGAUUAUUCAACAAUUCACCGGAUUGCCAGUAGUGGGAUACGAGGUGAACAGACAAUGGUGGGAAAGCAAGUACUCAAUACCCAGCUUUAUUCCUCUGGAGUAUGUGGAUAGUGAUCAGCUCAAUGUGGAUGGGCUUAUUCCGCAAGACUUUGCGCUAAUGUUCUGCUACUUCAACGACGGCCGCGCGUUUAGAGAGUAUGUGCAACGUUUUAGGGGAUUGAUGAUAAUUAUUAUUGGGCCUGAUGAUGGCUCAGGCAGGCACACGGAUCCCCAGCCCUUUACCGCCGACUUUGGCCAAUCCGGUUGGAUGCUGGUUAGGCAGCAAGAAAUCAAGAACACCAAAGACUUUAUAGCCAUUUAUUUAAGAAAUCCAGCAUAAUAAAAUAGAUUGUUUUUUA
Molecule: messenger RNA, 1307 nt
Organism: Dendroctonus ponderosae (mountain pine beetle)
Lineage: Eukaryota; Metazoa; Arthropoda; Insecta; Coleoptera; Curculionidae
Exons: 3
Coding region: 689-1288 (199 amino acids)
Source: RefSeq, a predicted model, not a curated record